Messenger RNA from Xiphophorus maculatus (southern platyfish), 10759 nucleotides. RefSeq names its product cut like homeobox 1 (gene cux1b). The record is from RefSeq and is a predicted model, not a curated record. The transcript is spliced from 23 exons. NCBI's taxonomy places the organism in Eukaryota, Metazoa, Chordata, Actinopteri, Cyprinodontiformes, Poeciliidae. Gene Ontology annotation, molecular function: DNA binding; DNA-binding transcription factor activity, RNA polymerase II-specific. Gene Ontology annotation, biological process: intra-Golgi vesicle-mediated transport; regulation of DNA-templated transcription. Bases 171 to 4325 code for a protein of 1384 amino acids. Gene Ontology annotation, cellular component: Golgi membrane.
UUAUUAAGGAGACAUUCAUACGAGCCGAGUCCGCUCCACAUAGCAGCUGUCUCCGGAGCACGUGGCGGUUGCGAUCCAGUCCGGGUCUUCCGGCAGCCCAGUCCUCGCCACUGAACUCCAACCCCCGCGCUCUCUAUCAGCAUCUCAUUCCUGUCUCAAUAUGUCUCAAGAUGGCGGCCAAUGCAGGAUCGAUGUUUCAAUAUUGGAAGCGCUUUGACUUACAACAACUACAGAAAGAGCUAGAUGCCACCGCCACACAGCUUGCCAACAGACAGGAUGAGAGCGAGCAGUCAAGAAAGAAACUCAUCGACCUGAGCCGCGAGUUCAAGAAGACGACUCCAGAGGAUUUACGGAAACAGGUUGCCCCUCUGCUGAAGAGCUUCCAAGGAGAGAUCGACGCCUUGAGUAAAAGGAGUAAAGAAGCAGAGGCCGCCUUCUUGAACGUGUACAAGAAAAUAAUUGAUGUCCCAGACCCUGUACCUGUGCUGGAGCUGGCUCAGCAGCUGCAGCUGAAGCUCCAGAGGAUGCACGACAUUGAGACAGAGAACACCAAGCUACGAGAGACACUGGAGGACUACAACAAAGAGUUUGCAGAAGUUAAAAACCAAGAGGUGACCAUCAAGGCCUUGAAGGAGAAGAUCCGCGAGUACGAGCAGACUCUGAAGAAUCAGGCGGAGAACCUGGCCCAAGAGAAGCAGCUCCAGCUACACAACGACUAUGCAGAGAAGGAGAGGAAACUCCAGGAGAGUCAGGACUCCAUGUCUUCAAGGUUGAAAGAGGCUGAACACAAGGCGCAGUCCCUGCAGACAGCACUUGAAACAACUCAGGCCGAGCUCUUUGAUUUGAAGACAAAGUAUGACGAGGAAUCCACGGCAAAGGCUGACGAGAUUGAGAUGGUGAUGACGGACUUGGAAAGAGCCAAUCAGCGAGCGGAGGCGGCACAGAGAGAGGCGGAGGCGCUCCGAGAGCAGCUGUCAUCGUCUAACCAAUCCCAGCAGCUCAGCAGUCCCACCAAGGCCGACCCUGACUCGGAUCAGGCGUCAGAGGUGGCGUCGCACUCGAACCUGGAGGCGGAGCUCAGGGCCAAAGAAAGGGAGACCGCCCAGCUGGUGGAGGAUGUCCAGAGACUGCAGGCCAGCCUGACCAAACUCCGUGAGACCACCAACUCCCAGAUCUCCCAGCUGGAGCAGCAGCUUAGCAGCAAGUCUGCCGUUCUCAAGGAACUGGAGGAGAAACUGGAAAGGCAAGCCGACUAUGAGGAGGUCAAGAAGGAACUAAGCAUCCUUAAGACGAUGGAGUUUGGAACCAACUCAGUGCAGGACUCGUCCAAACCUCUGGAGGUGCUGCUGCUGGAGAAGAACCGGACUCUUCAGUCGGAGAGUGCCGCUAUGCGCAUCGCCAACACGGAGCUGAGCGGGUCAGCCGGGCGGAAAGGGACAGAAGAGUCCGCAGCGAAGGAGGAUGCCGUCAACAGCGACCCCUCUCUCCCUUCAUCCUCCUCCUCUUCCUCUCAGCACCACUUAUCUCGCGCUCACGUAGACCCCCUGAACGCCGCCGCCGUCAGCAGCGAAGCCCCGCCCUUCACCCCGACGGGCAUCGGACAGGAGCUGUACUCCCCUGUUUUCCCCCUGGUCGGCAGCAAGAUGGCGCUGAACUCUCUGAUUCAGCGGCAGCUCCUCCAAACGUUCUACUCCAAAGCUCUGCAGGACUCGUCGGGGAUCCACAGCGGCGCCCUGCUGUUCACGCCCUUCACCCCGGCGCUCAGCUCCCUCCCUACCUCCAACCCCGGCUCGGCCUCGGCCGCCGUCCCGCUGGCGGCCAGCAGUCCCCAGCCGCCCCCUGCCAGCCCCGACAUGGCUCCCGUCAACGGGAGCGGCACGGCGGGCGGCGCCCCGUCGCCAUCGCCCAGCCACUCGGACGCCGCCACCGCCGGCAGCGGCGUCCUGGACGGGGAGGACAUGGACACGGCCGAGAUCGCCCGGCAGGUGAAAGAGCAGCUGAUCAAGCACAACAUUGGCCAGCGAGUGUUCGGCCACUACGUGCUGGGACUCUCUCAGGGCUCGGUCAGCGAGAUCCUGGCCCGACCCAAGCCCUGGAACAAGCUGACCAUCCGGGGGAAGGAGCCCUUCCACAAGAUGAGGCAGUUCCUGGCCGACGAGCAGAACAUCCUGGCGCUGCGGAGCAUCCAAGGGCGACAGAGAGAGGGCUCAGGCCAGCCCCAGCUUAGCCGAGUGUUUCAGGACGCUCCGAAGCGGAGAACCCACUCCGAUACACCUUCACACACAGGUAACAUCACGGCUCGCGUCCGCACCCCGGAGGCGGGCUCGGACGAAGCCAUCAAGUCCAUCCUGGAACAGGCCAAAAGAGAGCUGCAGGUGCAGAAAGCUGACCUGUCCCACGCUCAGCCGUCUUACACGGGGCUAAAAGGAGGGGGCGGAGGCGGCGUGGGAGGUGGCGGGGGCAGCGGAUCGGACGAAGCAAUCCGCUCCAUCUUGGAGCAGGCGCGCAGGGAGAUGGAGGCUCAGCAGGCGGCAUUGGAGCCCAUCCUCAAAGCUUCGUCUUCCUCCUCCGCGUCCCUGUCUCAAAGAGACAUCCUGGGCUCGUCUCUCACCGCCCCGCUGCCGCCCUACAACCCCCUGGCGCUCUCCCUCAAGAAGCCGCCGAGCUCCCACUUGUCCUCGCCUCCAUCCCCGUCUCCAGUGCUGGACUUCAGCUCCGGCGGGAAGAGAGACGGCCGGGCUUCCUCAGGGAUUGACAUGUCGGCCGACGGCGCGUUCAGACUGGGCCGGCCCUCGGAGUGCUCCGGCCGCUCCGGGAGUGCCGUGGGAGGGGGAUACUGGAGGGAGCAGUGGUGGAGCAACAUGCACUCGGACCACCGGAGGGCCAUGUCCAGCCAGGUGGGAGAGGACAACCACAACCAGGAGGACUCCAAAGAGGGAAUAUUGAGCGACACUUUAACUCGACACAAACCUUGGAACAAGUUGAACCAGAGGAGCAGGGAGCCGUCAUACCUCCGCAUGCAGACGUGGCUCAACGGCGACCAGGCGCAAAACACACACGUCCCGCAAGCCCAGAACCAAGCAGAGGGGACUCCCAAGACGUCGGCGAGCUGCAGCCCCGCUCCCGAGUCGCCGCUCAGCUCGGCCGAGGAGUCCGUCAACGGUCUGGCCGGGGACCCCCUCGCCUCGCAGUCCUCCAGCCUCAAGCCGCUGUCUGAAGACCCCUCGGGUGGGGAGUCCCAGCCUGGCACACCGCUGCCCAUACCGGGCCACUCCGGCCUCAGCAUCCAGGAGAUGGUCGCCAUGUCUCCCGAGCUCGAUACGUACGCCAUCACCAAGAAGGUUAAGGAGGUGCUAACUGAUAAUAACCUCGGUCAGCGACUGUUCGGGGAGACCAUCCUGGGUCUGACUCAGGGUUCUGUCUCAGACCUGCUGGCCAGGCCUAAACCCUGGCACAAGCUGAGCCUGAAGGGCCGGGAGCCGUUUGUCCGGAUGCAGCUGUGGCUCCAGGACCCGCACAGCGUGGAGAAGCUUAUGGACAUGAAGCGCCUGGAGAAGAAAGCUUACAUGAAAAGGCGGCUGAGCUCUCUGAGCGACGGCCACUCUGUGGACGGAGUUUUACCGGGGCCCGAUUACAUGCAGGGCUCCCAGAGCCCGGGGGGCCAGCAGCAGCUGAAGAAGCCCAGGGUGGUCCUGGGCCCCGAGGAGAAGGAGGCCCUAAAAAAGGCUUAUCAGCAGAAACCCUAUCCCUCCCCUAAAACCAUAGAGGAGCUGGCCUCCCAGCUCAACCUGAAGACCAGUACGGUCAUCAACUGGUUUCAUAAUUACAGGUCACGCAUCCGAAGAGAGCUUUUCAUAGAGGAGAUCCAGGCAGCUGGGGGGAUGGGGCCUGGCAGCGAGGGAGGAUCUCCAUCCCUCCGCGGGUCCAAAUCAGGGGAAGGGGACAGCUGCGACGGGACAGAGUCCGAGGGCACAGUGGAGACCCGCCAGGGCCUGGGCGUCGGCCUGGAGGAUCACAGAGGAGCGUGCAAAGACCAGGGCAUGGAGGUAGAGUCCGAGGCCGGGGGCUCCAACGACUCCCCCGCAGAGUUGGACUGCAGCGCCUCGGGCUUGGCUGGGCCGGGCUCCAGCUGCGGGCAGAGCGGACUGGGCAUCUUUGGCCUCACGGAGGCGUCCUCCGCGAGCGCCGCCUCCAGUACGAACGUCCCCGCCAGAAACCCCAGGGACAACAAUCUGCGCAAGAAGAAGGCGGCCAACCUCAACAACAUCAUCCACCGGCUGGAGAAGGCCGCCAGCAAAGAGGACCCGUCAGAGUGGGAGUUCUAGCUCCACCCAGACCGACCCCGGGACCCCUCCCCUCGUCCUUGCCGUCUCAUAACCUCACGACCUCUAACCUUGGAAACCCCUCCUGCUCUGUUCCAGUCGGAGAGCGGACACAGCCAAAGUCAAGCUCAGCAGCCAUUUUUAUUGCAUAGAAGCUUUCCAAAAAAAAAAAAAAACCACAAAUAAAACAUAAAGAAACAAAGUGUGGUUGGCAAAAUCCUUAAAAAGAAGAUUUUACGGAGUACGUAGAAGAACAAAAUAAGAGAAUUGUCUCUCCUGUUUUUUUUUUUUGUUUGUUUUUGUAACUGAAUUCUUUUUUGUUUGUUUUGUUUUUGUACUGAGAAAAAGCACUUAGCCGUCCUGCUGGCCUCUGGCCCUGCUGUACCUCCCCCCCUUAUCACCAGCCACUGGUGCACCAGAACUGGUCAGUCCUGAGCUGAGGGUCUGACCCGCAGCCAGGGUUUGAACCUGGACUCGGUAUCACAGGCAAGGCCUGACACAGCAGCUGUCACAGUGAUUAGACACUGAUAGACGAUAGAUAGCGACAGAAACUCUCUUACAAGAACUCUCACUUUCUUAAAGGAGAUUUUUUUUUUCCUCUUCUUCUUCUCACCUCCCAAGUGUCCACAAACCUCCCCUCACUCAGUGAGACGCCUCAUUUUUUCACACUGUAGAGUGACUGUUACAAACCCUUUGCCUUUUUCACUCACUGCGUGUGUGUUUGUACGUUAGGGGUUGUGUUGGCGUGCACCUGUGUGUGUGUGUGUGUUUUAUGUGUGUGUGUGUGUAUACACCUAAAUGUGGUGCGUACGUCUCUUCUCGGCGGCAGCGUGUUUUCUUUGAGUCACUCCUACGCUCUUUGGAGGGUAGUGGGAAGCCUGCUGGCUGAGCUGCCAUGGUUACUGAAAUAAGACAGAUGAACUUUGACCUGUUCUGUCCCAUAUCCUGUCCUGCUGACUGCCAUGUGAUGGCCAGAAGGAUCGUUUUAAUUCCUCGCAAACAUACGCACUCAUCUGAAGAGGAAGGAAGGAAGGAAGGAAGCGACUUUUUCUUGCCGCCUUUCGCCCCCUUCUUCUUUUUAGGAUGACGGAUGAUCCGUUUUUGAUACUGCAAUUAGGUUGCCAAUAAGAGAUUGCACAGUCUUAUCGACUCUAAAGAAUACAAAAUAGGGAAUUUUAGGAAAGCAUUUUUAAUUAGUACAAAAACGACAGAAAAGAAGAGAGAAACAAGUUACUGCUAGAAUUUGCAACAAAAAGAAAAAGGCAAGUAAAUUAGAACGGAAUAAUGUUGCGUUGUCGAGAUGCGACACGACGUAUCCAUGUAGUACUGUAGCUGUCCGACAUGGCGACGCUCUUCGUGGGUCUCUUGUUGGGGUUUUUUUUUUCCUAGGUUGUGCACACUGCAGCUGUGUGCGUGUUUGCACCACUAACGAAAAAGAAACGUUUUUUCCUCUGUUCACAAACCAUGUUUUUAUAGGCCAAAUCAGGAAGAGUGUGUGUGUGUGUGUGUGUGUAUGUCUUUUUGUGUGCAUUUAUACUUGCCUGCAUGUCAGUCAGGGUUGAGGUCAAUUCACACAGUAAAAUUUUAAGACUUAUAUUAUGAUUCUUGACUGAAAAAAAAACAAAAGAGACGAGUUUUAGCAGAGUUGAACUGCUGAGCUCGAUUAUCAUGUACUUUCUGCUGGUUUUCUGUCAAAGUGAGUUCACUCCAACCUCCCCCGACCUUUGACCCUCUACCUGACCCUUACCGAUUGUGAGUAGUUUCCAGUCUUCUCCAGUCUAUCCUGAAUCCAGGGAUGUGUGUGUGUGUCUUUUUUUGCAUUGAAUUCUACUGUAAACACUACAAACUUUAAGGCAUAUCACUUCCCUCCCUUGUCCUACACAAGCCCUCAGUGCCUGUCAGCCCACUGCCUCCCUCUCCCCCAGAGUGUGUGUGCGCGUGCGUGUGUGUGUGUGUGUGUGUGUAUAAGUUUGCAUGGAUGCACGAACACACAACGUGCUCGUGCGCGAGCGAUCGAGGAGCGUUGGGCGUUUCUAACGAGUGGGGUCAUAUUUCGUAUAUCUACUUGCACACACUACUAGUGCACAACUGACACCCUUCUUUAAGCUGUUUGAUGCGUUACCAUUGCAUUAAUCUUCUCACAAAGUAGUGUAAUACUAUGAUUUACUGUAGCUUGGUUUUAUUGCUAUUUUUUGCAUUUAUAGUUUGGUUUUUAUUCUGCUUAUUUAUAGGUGCUGUAUUUUUUUUUUUCAUUUAAUGUCUUAUCAUAUGAGUUGUCUAUUUUUUAAGGGAUUAUACUGUUCCUGAGGGCAAGUAACAUUUUUAUUAUUAGACGUAUAGACUGCCGGCAGUAUUGGUUACUAUUUACAAAGAUGUACUAGUUCUCAUUUGUUUGUAUAUUCAUGAAUCCUAAAGUUUAGUGUCAUUUCAAUAGCUUUGGAGAUGUGUUUUUGCUACAGUUCAUGCUCCCAUAAGCAUAAAAGCUCUUACCACAAAUGUUAUGCUCUUAAAUUGCUAGCUAGAGAAUCAAAGGACAUAUCAAGAUCACUGAAUAUAUGUUAGUCUAUUUUAUUCUAUUCUGGGAUAAUGAUGUUUUAGUUGUUCUUUUUUUUUUGCUUUGGGGCAAGCCCAACACUAACGCUCAACAGGGCAUGCAGCUCUUUCUUUAGCCAGACUUCGCCCAUCCAUUUAUUACACCCACAUAAUUACCUGGUCUGAAUUUGUACUCUUUUAGUCAACAAAAAAAAAAAGCAAAAACAAAAAAAAAGAAAAAGGUCAAAUGAAAUUACUUUAACUUGAGAACGCAUGCUCACUUGAAAGAGGUCAUAUCUGCCAAAUUGAGAUUAGAGAAGCGUACCAGCGAGCAGGACGAGCUGCGCCAUAUCGAGCAGAGAUAGCCAGCCUAUGAUUAUGCAGAAUUUCUAUUGCAGUUAGCAAACGAAGCACUUAGGAGGAUCUUUUUAUGACUCAAACCUCGGACAGGGUCUGUAAACACUACGACGGAGUACGAGCCCAGGCAUCCUGGGAAGUGUUUGCCUUUUUUUUAUUUUUUAUUUUUUUAUUUAUUAGUUUUUAGGGUAAGGGUUUAAAUUUUUAAACAACGGUUGUAAACCAAGCACAGACUCCUUUUCCGCGUCCGAACACUAAAAACAAUAAGGUGGCUGUGCCUGUGUCGAACACACGACAAACUGUAAUCCUGUCCAAACUACAGAUCUGUGUGACACAAUAAGCUGUUGUCCUGUACAGUUGUAGAUACUGAGUAACCACCUGCUUUGGUCUCCAUACUAAAGCCUUUCUUCACACACACACACACGCCCCCCCCACACACACACACCACUUUUUCCGGACUUGUUCAUCCUGGUCAGCCAACAGGGUCUUUGCGCUGAUGCGUUUGCUGAAAUUGGAUUUUCUAAAACAGAUGCAUCUUGGUCAUUUAAAAUAUGGUUUGAAGGAUUAUUUAUUCAAUUCCAAAAAGUCAAACUCAGAUUUAUUUAUUUUUUCCCACAUAGUGUGAAAUACUUGAGGUGUUUAUUUCUGGCCGUUUUGAUUAUUACAGCUUAUGAAAACCCACAAUUCAGUUUCUCUGAAAAUUAGACUAUUUGGUUAGAUCAGGAGCCAAAUAACUCGUUUAGAGACGUAAAUCUCACUUGAAUUUUUGAAAAGCAGCUUUUUUGACAUAUCUACUCGAGCGAAUUUCUUAUCAUAUUUGAAGUACUGGCAUUUAUUUCUUAUUAUGAUUUAAAGUAAAGAUAAACAUAAUAGGAUAGUUUUUUAUUUUUUUUAAAUCACAUAGAUUCUAACUGAAUGACAAUGAGAACAGAUCUAAAAACGUAUCAGUGGUACUUUUAGUGUCAUUCUUUUCUAAUGUUGCAGGUUAGAAUUUAAAACCUUUUUAAAACAAAAAAAAAACCCUGCUUUUGUUAUAUUUAUUUUAAAACAUUACCCAAUUACUUUUGAACUUUUAGCCAAAUUUAUUAGGAGCGUCUCUUUGGACCUGCAGGUUGCAGAAAUAAGAAUAUUUAGCACAGAAAUACUUAAGAGUAUGUUUGAUCAAGACUACUUUGGCUUGAGUUACUGCGUUAAUGCGGCGUGGCAUGGAGUUCUACUGAGUUGCCAUGGAAACCCAGGUUGCUUUGACAGCUGCUUUCAUAUCAUUGUCCUUUUGACAAUACAGAAACUAAAUGUUGGGUUUUCAUUGGCUGUUCGCUUUGACCUUUAAAAUGAAUCCAAACUCGUUUCAAAUUUACCGAGACGCUGCAGCGACUCUUCCUGCGGACGCCACGAUGUCAGACAUCCGUCGUCCAUAGCAGAUCUUUUUUUUUUUUUUUUUUUCCACACUAACCCAGCAGCCUCUGCAAAAACACGAAGCACUUAAAACCAUCGCCUGUUUUCUACAGCCACCGUUUCAUCCCAAACCGAGAUCAUCAGAUUCGUGCCUUUAUCUGCAAAGCAGGGCACCAAACUAGUGAUGUCACAUGGACAGUUCCAGCUGAUGUCUCACUCCAGAUCCAAGUUUCUUUCUCACAGAUUUCAUUUUUGGUACCGAAAGCGUUUUCUCGUAGAGUGCAAACUGUGGUGUGUUCUCCUGACUGAGCUGCAGUCGUGUUUCAGUCCAGGUCCUCAUGUUUGGCCCUUCCCAACGCCUCCAACAACCCCUUCCACUUCCUUCACUCCCCCUCAAUGCGUUUCUUGUGUUGUACAUAAAACUAGCAGCGAAAAACAAAAGGCCAGAGCAUUGAAUGAAGGAGGAAGCAUGCAGAAACAGCAGCGUACACUGUAAGAACACUGAAUUUAUUCACGGGGCAUUUUUGUUGUAGUUUUUUUUUUUAUCUUUUUUUCGUCUGUUUUUACGUCAGGUUUUGCUGUGACAUUGAUAAUGGCACUACAUGUAUUGAUAAUGACGCGUGCCAAUUCAAAUGGGUUCUUAGGAUGAAUUUAAAAAAUGAAAAUGGAGAAGGAAGAGAGAGAGAGACGGGUGUAAAUAAGGUGCCGAUUGAUUCGCUUUUGUCACAGCGCGCUUCUCGUUCGAUAGACAGGAGAGGAGAGAAGGGACGAUUCAGGACUUUUCCAUGAUCCACAGAUAUUUUUCUACAAAUUUAAAUCAGAUGAUUCUAUACACUGUUGAAUAACAUUGUAAAGGUGUAACAGAUGCUGUAUAUCAUAUCAUGUUUCUGAAGUUGUGAAAGCUUUACUGUAUGAUCUGUUUUUGAAGUAGUAGUUCCUCGUUAGUUGUGAUGGAAGCCCGAACAGCAGCAGCAGCAGCACUGGUCACCAUAUUCAGGAGAAAAACAAUAACAAAAAAAAAAGAGAGAGAGAAACCUCAGAUGUUUUUUUUGUAAAACUUUUAGAAUAUAUCUUAUGAAGUGGGUUUUUUGUAAAGAAACACUUUCUGAAUCAGCGGUGCUGUACUUAUAGCACACUCAGUAAUACAUUUUAUUACAUAGCACAGCACAAUAAUCCUCCUUUUAAGCUUCCCCCCUUCCCCCCUCCCCUCCCGGCCCGUGCGUCCACGUGCGUUUUGUUUUCCCUCUCGCGCUCACGCUGGCUCGUCUUCCGUCUGAGAAACCAUCAUCUCUCGGUUCCUUCACGCUUCAGUGAAGGACUUGGAACUCCGCGGCGGCAAAACAUUUCAAGACGUGAAAGACGAAGCAAAAAAAUAAAUAAAAUAAAGAAAGAAAAGGAAAAAUAACAGCCAAAUAGUGACGUAGUUCUCCGCUUCUGUCGGCAGGCGGUCGACAGAUUUCCGUGUUGCUACCUAGUGUCCGUUCGCUCAUAGCAGGAACCACAGUGUAGUCUGAAAACCAAAUGACCCGGAGGGAGGUCUCCAUCCCCCGCAUAUCGCCCUCCUCACCCCGUCGUCCUCCCUCUUUUGGAAAGCUUUAAGAUGCUCGUCGAGGCUUUAGCAGGUUCAGAGUGUUUCUAGAUGAUUUUUUGUUUUUCUCCCAACACCGCCAUCAACAACGUGGAAGUAAUAAUCCUCAUAACUUCUCCCACUGCUUCUUUUGUGAGUGUGUGUGCGUGUGUGUGAGCGAGCGGAAAGUGUGUGUUGUAGUACAAGAGGCUGCAUGACUGUAAAGGGAUGUUACAAUGUUUUUAUUCUGGGUUUUUUUUUUGUUUGUUUUUUUAAAUAAGUGGUUUCUUCAGCACUUCUGUCACUCCUGAGAUGCUUUUAUUUCUCUGUCCUUCGGGGUGUCCCUCUGUUUGUUUGGUUUUUUUUCCUCAUGUAUCAUUGUUUCUUUUAGCUUUCUAUUUACUAAACGUAUCAUGUUGUUUGUUCUCAGCACUGUAAAACAGUCCCUUCUACGACAUUGAAAAGCAAUAUCACUGUAUGAAACGUUCACAAUGUAUUUGUUAUGAUUGACAUUUGAUUCAUCAUCAUUAUUAUUCACAUGCACCCUAGGUGUGAUAAUUGAAGUAAAUCUCUUUUAUACAAAUAC